AUGAGUAUUCUUCACGUACUCUCCACUGCCGCAGCGAUUUUGGCAGUGCUGGCUCCGUUUCCAGACUUUUGGCGGAUCUACAAGACUCGCUCCACAGGUUCCGUCUCCGUCUUGCCAGUCGUUCUCAUCUUCUGCAACUGCUACGCGUGGGUCAUGUACGCGCGUCAGGUGAACUCGAUCCCUCCGCUGUUCGUGGCGUACGCAGUCGGUAUGCUCGCAUCGAUCGCCUUUGGUGGAAUUUACUAUCACUGGACUCGUGACCAUGCCCACAUUCACAAACUUUACGGCGCUGCGUUCUACAUUCUAGCGGGUUACACGCUCUACUACAGUCUUGGGACGAGUGGGGCUACCAACCAGUCGAGUGAACAAGUGGAAAACACCCUCGGAGCUGUCAGCGGGCUCAUCAAUUUGGCGUUGUACGCGUCGCCAUUGGAGAGAAUAAAACACGUGAUCCAGACGAAGGACGCGUCCACAAUUCCCAUCACUAUCAGCGCGUUUCUCCUCGUGAACGGUGUGGUCUGGGUGUUGCACAGUAUAGUGGAAGACGACAUGCUCGUGUUGAUUCCGAAUGCACUUGGAGUCGCGUUAUGUAUCGUCCAAGUGGGGCUCUAUGUGGUGUAUUAUCCUCGUAAAGCAGCACCGGACACGUUGACAAACACUGCAAGCUUUCCCGUAUAG
Messenger RNA from Phytophthora nicotianae INRA-310, 678 nucleotides. RefSeq lists its product as hypothetical. Gene Ontology annotation, biological process: carbohydrate transport. Gene Ontology annotation, molecular function: sugar transmembrane transporter activity. The record is from RefSeq and is a predicted model, not a curated record. Bases 1 to 678 code for a protein of 225 amino acids. Gene Ontology annotation, cellular component: membrane. Lineage: Eukaryota; Oomycota; Peronosporomycetes; Peronosporales; Peronosporaceae. The transcript is spliced from 2 exons.